GGAGAUAACGGCUCAGUUGCCUGAGAAACGAUGAUGUCAUUAUUGAGUAGUUGGUUGCCGAUUGGUCCGCCCCAAGGAUAAACUUGAAAGCCCAGUUUAACACAGGAAACUGAACCAAAGGAUUUUAAUGAUUGUGAAGUUUUGGAGCGGAGGUAUGCGGCUGGUCUGUGAGCUUGCGCUUCGCCCCCUGGCUUUAGUUUUCUGGAGCAUUCUUGGGGCUAGAGCAUUGGACAAUGGCUUGGCGCUCACUCCUACUAUGGGCUGGCUGCACUGGGAACGUUUCAUGUGCAACCUUGACUGCCAAGAAGAGCCUGAUGCCUGCAUAAGUGAGCAAUUGUUCAUGCAGAUGGCAGAGCUAAUGGCCUCUGAUGGCUGGAGAGAUGCUGGUUAUGAAUACCUCUGCAUAGAUGACUGCUGGAUGGCUCCUGAAAGGGAUUCAAAGGGCCAGCUUCAGGCAGAUCCCCAGCGCUUUCCUAGUGGGAUUAAACACCUAGCUAACUUUGUGCACAGCAAAGGAUUGAAGUUAGGGAUUUAUGCAGAUGUUGGGAAUAAAACCUGUGCAGGCUUCCCCGGGAGUUUUGGAUACUAUGACAUUGAUGCCCAGACAUUUGCUGACUGGGGUAUAGAUCUGCUAAAAUUUGAUGGUUGUUACUGUACCAAUGUGGUAUCCUUGGCGGAUGGUUAUAAGCACAUGUCCUUGGCCUUGAACAGGACUGGCAGAAGCAUUGUUUACUCCUGUGAGUGGCCUCUUUAUUUGAGACCCUUUCAUAAGCCCAAUUACACAGAUAUUCAGCAUUACUGCAAUCAUUGGAGAAAUUUUAAUGAUGUUUAUGAUUCCUGGGAAAGCAUAAAGAGUAUCUUGGCCUGGACAGUAAUUAACCAGAAGGAGAUUGUUGAAGUCGCUGGACCAGGGGGCUGGAAUGACCCAGACAUGUUAGUGAUUGGCAACUUUGGCCUCAGUUGGGACCAGCAAGUAACGCAGAUGGCCCUCUGGGCUAUCAUGGCAGCUCCUCUACUCAUGUCCAACGAUCUCCGACAAAUCAGUUCUCAAGCCAAAGCUCUACUUCAGAAUAAGGAUGUAAUUGCCGUCAACCAAGACCCCUUGGGCAAGCAGGGGUACUGUUUUAGAAAGGAAAACCACUUUGAGGUUUGGGAACGGCCACUCUCAAACUUAGCCUGGGCUGUGGCUAUUCGAAACUUGCAGGAGAUUGGUGGGCCUCUUUCUUACACCAUGCAGAUUUCUUCCUUGGGUCGAGGACUAGCCUGCAAUCCUGGCUGCACCAUCACUCAGCUUCUCCCGGAGAAAGCACAUCUAGGCUUCUAUCAAUGGACUUUAACCUUAAAAACUCGAAUAAAUCCCUCAGGCACUGUUUUGCUUAGGUUAGAAAGAUAAACUAUCUUUAAAGGCAGAGAUCUACAUAAGUGCUGGGCUUUGCUAAAGACCAAACUUAUUUCCUGCCCUUCCCUGUAUUUCCCCUUUAAAACAAGGUAGGCUUUUGAAAUUAAGUGGAUACUCCUGUGCCAGGCACAAUGAUAACAGAUGCUUCCUGUAUACUGGUUGAUUUUAACUGUCACAACCCUGGAGCAGGUGUUUAUCCACUAUAAUCUGUACAGCUAAGUCAAAAACAACAAAAAAGACCCUUUAAAUUGUAUGUGGUUCAAGUGUUUUGCCUGUAUGAGUUCCACAUGCACACCUGGCGCUCAGGACGUCAGGAGGGCAUAGGAUCCUCUGGAGCUGAACUCCAGCCCUCUGUAAAGAACAAGUGCCAGGAGUUAAAGCUAAGCCAACUGGACACAAAUCACUAUAUGGGGGCACUUAGCAUGGACUAUGAAUAUUCUGAAUGUGCACAAAAGUAUCUACCUGAAAUAUUGAAGUUGAAGGCGUCAACUAAAACCCAGACAUGGGUGAGAUAAUUAAGCAUUUAAAGAGCAGUGUGCAGAACAACUACUAACUAGUCCCAGGGGAUCUCACCUCCCUCCUCAGUUUUACUGCUGAUAGGAAAGGCCAGUACAGUGGCAUUUUGAAAUGCCUGUAACUCCAGCACUCAGGAGGAUGAGGCUAGUCUACAGAAAAAUCCAGGGGGUGGAAUUGUCAAAGUCAAAAUGCUUAAAGGGGCAUAAAUCUAAACAAGGAAUGUAUAUGUAAUGAAUGUACAUCACUAUGCUCCCAGAUCUCUUGAAGCGUGCAUUUUAAAGCUACAGUCACCCAUCAUUCCAGUUGUUACUGGCCUAUACCUGGAAAUCCAAGUCUCUGGGGUGGGGUAGGUGUGGGAUAAUAAACAGUUGGAAGGUGGACAAAGUCUGGACUGUAAAAAGAUUAAAGAAUAAAAGAUUUCCAAAGUCAA
This is a messenger RNA of Arvicanthis niloticus (Nile rat), 2345 nucleotides long. It is a transcript of the gene Gla, whose product is annotated as galactosidase alpha. The record is from RefSeq and is a predicted model, not a curated record. Gene Ontology annotation, cellular component: cytoplasm. Gene Ontology annotation, molecular function: alpha-galactosidase activity. Lineage: Eukaryota; Metazoa; Chordata; Mammalia; Rodentia; Muridae. Gene Ontology annotation, biological process: oligosaccharide metabolic process; glycoside catabolic process.